This is a messenger RNA of Chelonoidis abingdonii (Abingdon island giant tortoise), 4265 nucleotides long. Lineage: Eukaryota; Metazoa; Chordata; Testudines; Testudinidae. The record is from RefSeq and is a predicted model, not a curated record.
GAUUUGAAGACUAGUGUACUUGAAGAAGACUCAAUGGAGCAGGACGUGGAGAGCCCUGUCACGAUUCAGCAGCCAAAGUUGCCCAAACAAGCUAGAGAGGAUCUUCCAAAACACAUAAGCAAAGUAUGUACCAAGAGAAAAAUUCAGAGGUAUGUUAGGAAAGAUGGGAAAUGCAACGUACACCAUGGGAACGUGAGAGAGACUUAUCGUUAUCUGAGUGAUAUCUUCACUACCUUAGUCGACCUCAAAUGGAGGUUCAACCUUUUGAUUUUUGUCAUGGUUUACACUGUGACGUGGCUCUUCUUUGGAAUGAUCUGGUGGCUAAUUGCUUACAUCCGAGGUGAUAUGGAACAUAUAGGAGACAAUACAUGGACCCCAUGUGUCAGUAACCUCAAUGGGUUUGUCUCAGCCUUUUUAUUCUCAAUAGAGACAGAAACCACCAUCGGGUAUGGUUAUCGGGUCAUCACUGACAAAUGUCCCGAGGGAAUUAUUCUGCUUUUAGUUCAGUCUGUUUUAGGUUCUAUUGUCAAUGCUUUUAUGGUUGGUUGCAUGUUUGUGAAAAUAUCCCAGCCCAAGAAGAGGGCAGAAACCCUGGUCUUUUCUACCAACGCAGUCAUUUCCAUGCGGGAUGGGAAGCUGUGCCUGAUGUUCCGAGUAGGGGACCUUAGGAAUUCACACAUUGUGGAGGCAUCAAUACGAGCCAAGUUGAUCAAAUCUAAACAGACAAAGGAGGGGGAAUUUAUACCACUCAACCAGACAGAUAUCAACGUAGGUUAUUACACAGGGGAUGAUCGACUCUUUUUGGUUUCACCACUGAUCAUCAGCCAUGAAAUUAACCAGCAGAGUCCUUUCUGGGAGAUUUCCAAAGACCAAUUGCCCAAAGAGGAACUAGAAAUUGUUGUAAUUCUAGAAGGCAUGGUGGAGGCAACAGGAAUGACAUGCCAAGCACGAAGUUCUUACAUAACCAGUGAGAUCCUGUGGGGUCAUCGUUUUACACCUGUCCUCACGCUAGAGGAUGGAUUUUAUGAAGUUGACUACAACAGCUUUCAUGAAACAUAUGAGACCAACACACCAUCUUACAGUGCCAAAGAACUGGCAGAGAUGGCCAGCCGAGCAGAACUGCCCCUGACUUGGUCUGUGUCCAGCAAACUAAACCAGCAUGCUGACCUGGAAACUGAAGAGAGGGGAAAGAACCACGAAGACCAAACCGAAAGGAAUGGUGAUGUGGCAAACUUAGAGAAUGAAUCCAAAGUUUGAACCAGCAGAGGUUCACCACACAACCUCUUUUUUCUUUUUGAUCCUUCCCUUUUUAUGAUGACAAGAAAAGAAAUAUUUAAAGUUUGAAAUGUCUACCUGCCCAAACAAAUCAACAGAUUCAUAAAAUAAGCAAAGCCAUGAGUUAAAGCUGCAAUAUCCCUUAUAUACAAUGAAAUCUCUGAUCACUGCCCUUCCAAUAAUUGCAUAUUUCCUCUGGACUAAUACAAGUUUAUGACCACAGGUGUGUUUAAAAAGGAACCAAAAAAAAAGGGGAGGGCAAAACUUAGUAUCUGGGAUAAUAAAAGGAAAGACUGUGAUUAAUGUUUGUUAAUACCGUGGGCCUUGGCUCUAAUUUUUAUAUAUUUCAAGACAGUUUCAUAAACAGGAUGUGAUGCCUCCAAUGAAAAUGGGCAUUGCAGCUUUAAGACCAAGGUGAGCAGAAAGAGCUGCAGUUCAACAGGAUACUGUAUAUAUGCCUUAUGUAAUUACUUUCUCUUUACAUUUAGUAAUAAACCCAGCAUGUACAAAAGUACUGUAGUAAAGAACUUCUAAAUAAUGUACAUAGAUGUGUAAUUAAUGUAGGUUUAGAUACAUAAUUCUAGAAAUAUUGGGAUGCAAAAAACUGAAUAGGCAUUUCUGUUUUAAUAUUUGGAGUAUAUUAGUUUCUCUCCUAUAUAUCUGGCCCUUUUUGUGCACAACAUUUUCUUCAGUGUACCAGACUGGCAGCUAUUUAGAAGACCUCACUGUCUCCCUAACAAAUCAUUUUACUGAUUCUAAAAAGCCAUAAGUCUGGUGGGAGGGCAGGGGGGAGAAAUUGAAACAUUACUGAUAUACUGUGAAACUGUUUACAAAAAUGAUUCUAUCUUUUGUAAUAAUAGGGUAAACCAGUCCUGGCUAUUUUUGGCAAUUCAGCCUGAAUUAGACUGUGGCAGAUUCUUGGAAAACACAAGAAUCUCCAGUAUACUGUUAAUAUAAAAAGCAUGUUCAUGUUGGGCUAGGACCCUGUAAGUGCACUACCAUGGGAAGCUAUUCUUUUUUCCCUAAACCAUUGGAUUAAAACUAUGUAGUUUUCUAUAUAAACAAUAUAAGCCAUUAAAAAUUCUGAACAUUAUUCAUAGGUAAGUAGAGAACACUUUUAACUACUCGGUCUGGGAAGAAAUAAUUGAAUUUCAUCUGAAGUUGUAGUCAGUGAGAUUCAUUCGUUAACAUCAUUAGCACUUUGUUGGUCCUGAAAAUUCCCAAAAGGCUUUAUGGCCCUAGGUAAUUUUCAUCAGGGUUUCUCAUAUAAAAGCCCACUCCUGACAUCUCUAUUCAGGUGAGUGGACCCUCCCACCCUUACUCAUAUUGGGCCAAAACCUCAGCUGAUUUAAAUAAUUUUGAGUUGAUGCAACAUAACUAUGAUGAUUUGCCUGAUUUACACCAGCUGAGCAUCUGGUCCAUAGAGUAGUACCUAACUUCUCAAAUACACUCAGUGUGAGGUGACUCACAGUGUAUGGUAUUACUCAGUGCAAGGAUUGUUGCAUCAGGCCCUGUGUGCAUAAAAUAGUAUUAAUUCAAAUAAAAGACUCCCAUUGAAUUCAGUAGGCUUUGGCUCUGGCCCAUAUAGAGUACCAUUUCCCUCAGUCAAGAGGAAAACAAACUGCAGCCUUAAUUUUCUUUUUGUACCUGCCUAGUCUGGAAAGGAAAAAUACACUGAAAAGAAUUUAAAGUUAUUUUGGGUUUUGUUUGUACAGAAGCUUUUAAAUUCAAAUAGAAGGAAAAAACCUCAGGAGAAACCUAGUGGGCAGGUGGAAAUUUUGCACUGUGAUAUAUCCUUCACAUUAAUUUCACAUCUAUACACUGUUUUUACUGCAACACGAUUGCCCAUCCUUUAUUUUCAUUGAGUGGUUAAGAGUUGAUUUGGCUCCUACAGCUAUGAUUGCCUACAGGCGGAGGUUUUGCACACCUGGAUCAUGCCAAUCUAAACAGCUAAGCCUCGUGUCUGCUUUAUUUCUGAAAAUUCUCUCUAACAGAUUUUCACAAAGAAGCUACUCAUACAAUUCCACAAUUUAAGCAAUUGUUCAAAAGAUGUAUUUUCAUCCCCUCCACCAGAAUGACUGAUUUCAUCAGGUAGUUACAGAUUGUUGCUUAUUUUCAUUUAAUUUGGCAAAAUAAAACUGGUUUUGCUACAGACACUUUUAAAAUACAAUGGUAUCCUUUGUUUACUGACACUGUCAAAAUCUGCUGAGUACUAUGGUUUAUACAGCACACCCUGUCUUUAAGGCUGCUCUUGAGAGCCAAGGAAUUCACACAGUAGAGCAGAGUGUAUGCGUGCUUCUUAAGGUGUUCUAAGGGAAGGAGUCACUCUGAAAUUUCAUUGAGGAACAGUAGUCGCAUAUCAGAGGUAGUCUGAUAAGGGAGAACCCCGUAGCAAAGGUACUUGCUAAAAGUAAUGAAGCACAGCCUGCGGUGGGGGGCUCAGCCUGUCUGUGUCAGCCUGUAGUCCUAGAGCAGAGUACAUGAGUUUAAAGCAAAGAACUCCUCUUAGGAUGGAUCUGCUUUUUGCUCUUGUAAUUUGCCCUUCUAUAAUCCACCACUGCAGUUUAAGACGACUUUGUUCUGUUCAAUAAAACAGCGGCUUUUAAACCUUUUUGUGCCCUUUAGUACAAAAAAAUAGACUUUAUGUUAGUGGGGCAUGCGCAUGGUAAGUUAUAUUUUUGUGACUAGGGCACUUAAAGCUUGAAGGUCUGUCUCUGUCUCUCAUGGUCUUUGCUAUUCAUGUGGUAUGAAAUGUAAAGUUUACAAAAAAUCUCAUUUUUGUAACGUAAGCUUAAAAAUGAAAAAAGUCUCCAAGGCUUUCAACUGGGAAGCUUCACAGAAACUUUGUACUAGAAUGUCCCUAUCAAACACCUCUAUUUUUCUACAAUGAUUGAUUAAGUCGUUUAACAAUGUAUUUUGUGUCAACAAUUUCAACUGAACUGUUAAAAACAAUUAAGAAUUGAAUGCUGUUAAUUAACAAUGGAUUUUCA